AUGGGUGCUGAGGGAUUAAAUUAUAGCCUGGAAACUAUGCAACAAAUCAAUGAAGAGUUUGGAGAUGAAGCAGAUGAAGAAACACUUUCUCUUUGUGAUCUUGUGAUGAGCAGUGAUGUAAAUGAGUAUUGGAAUGAUGAUUUCUCCAAAGAAGAUCAUCAUCAUGAUCAAGAUUUCUUUGAGUUCUUCAGUGAAGAUUUUCCUGCUGCAGCAGCCUCAAGUACUUAUCCUGAGGAUAAUAACAUCAUUUUCUGUGGGAAACUCAUUCCUUUGAAAGAAGAUGUCAAGCAAGAAAAUGAAAAGAAGAAGAAGAACAUCAGCAGCUGCAUUUUUCCAUGGAAAAAGUCAUCACAUUCAAUAUUCAACAAGUCAAGAACAUUUCCUUCAUCAUCAUCAUCAUCAGCAAAAGAAUCACGAGGAAAGAGUUUCAACAAGUCUUUGUCAUUGCCAGCUUGGGGCUCCAAAAAUAACCAUGGGAAAUUUGGGAGUGAAAUUAAGAAAUUGGGUGAUGAUGAAAAGUUUGACUUUUCUGUUAAGAAAGUAUCGAUAUUAGCAACUCCAGUCAAGUCAAGAUGGUAUUUGUUUGCAUUUGGAGUGGGAAGAUUUCCAAUGGAGAUUGAGCUUAAGAACAUGAAGAUGAGGCAGAGCAGGAGGAAGAGUAAGGCAAUGAAGUUUCAAGUACCGGACUGCGGCGAACCGGAAAAUGUCAAGGGUGAUAAGGAAAGGAGGAGAUCAACCAAGGGUUUGUGGAGGUUGCUUAAGGUUUUAGGGUGGAAUAUUAAGUAUACGAAUGCUUCUGUAAUUUUUUAA
Messenger RNA from Durio zibethinus, 810 nucleotides. NCBI's taxonomy places the organism in Eukaryota, Viridiplantae, Streptophyta, Magnoliopsida, Malvales, Malvaceae. The record is from RefSeq and is a predicted model, not a curated record.